AUGAAAAAUUCCAAUACACAACAGAGUGAAGAUACCAGCAGCAGUACUACAUCAAAGACAGCACAAACCAAGUCCACAAAGAAAUCGACAAAAUCUCGGGCCAAAUCAAGUAAAAGCGAAUCCCAGAGUGGCAGUUCGAAUAAAAAUGCAAAUACAGCAACGAGUAGUAGCGGUUCUGGUGGAACACUGAUAACACAGCAGCCGCAGCAUCAUCAUCAACAGCAACAACAACAGGGAACAACAAUAACAACAAACCAAGUGAAUUUAAUGCCAACAACUCCCACCUCAUCAUUGGCUGGUAGUGGUGGUGGCAUUGGAGGAGUUACUGGAGUUGGGGUAAAUAUGUUUGAGAGUCCGUCAUUAGCACAGGUUGGUGGCGGAGGAGGAAGUGGUGGAGGUAGUGGUGGUGUUGGUUCUGGUACAACAAAUAAUAAUGAAAUUAAUAAUGCAACAAGAAAUCAUCACAAAAGUUAUGUCGGUCUGGAGCCGCGUUCAAUAAAAAUUAUUUGGGAACAACAUGAUCAAAGUGAUAUUGAAUUAUCGAAUGAGGUGUGUUCCCGUGUGGCCGAAGAUGUUUCCUAUAAGCUAUGGGAAUUGGUUAAUAAUAUAAAAACAUAUGCCCGCCACUCGGGCGGUGUGGUUACAUACGAUUUGGUAAAUGAAGUCCUAAAGGACUCCGAUGUGCCACCCUGUUUGGGUGCAAUGGAUAGUGAUUGGGAUCGCAUUGAUUAUGAUGACAGCUAUUUCUUUUAUUCGGAUAAAAUAUUAGAAUUACGCGAUGAAUACCAGCGAGAGGUUUCAUUCACCAUGCCACAUGGUCCAGAUUUUAAAUGUUAUUGGCCGUUGGAUGAUAAAUAUAUGGAACAUAUAAAGAAAUAUGUUCCUAGUUUAAUAUAUGCUACCCUAAAUGGUAAUCCCGAUGAAUUGGACGCUGUUCUAAGUGAAGCAGCUUUUAGCCCCUUAAUUGGCUCUUGUUAUCGUUUAAUAUUGGCAAAGAUUGUACAAAUUAUUGCCUUCAAACAGACCAGCGAAAUAAGUUCUCGAUGUUGGCGUCUGCUACGGGCACUAUCAACAAAUCCACGUACCCGCGAUGUUGAUAGUCGUGAAGAAUAUUAUCAUUUGGCAGAAAUACUUAUUUGUCAGCUAUUGGCACCCUUGGAAUCGAUUAAAAUUCAAAAUAAUCCCACAAAAGAAGAACUGAAUAUAACUGCUCAAAAUGAUCAUCACAUUAAAAUGGAAACAAGUGGUAUUGGUUUUGAGACAACCACCAGCAACACCAUUCAACAUUCAGAUGUGAAUGUAAUACAACAAAGUGGUAGUGGUGGUAACGGAACAGAUAAUUGUGAAAAAAUAUUUAAACUUGAACCAGAUGAUGACGACGAUGGCGAUGAUGAUGUGGAAAUGGAUGUCACAAGUCUGUGCGAUGAAAGUGCAGCAACGAAUCUGCAAACGUCACAGUAUUUUGCCACUCCAGUUGAAUGGGAAUGUGUUGAUGAAUUGUGUGAAACACUAGGAAUGCUGGGUGCCCUCAAUGGGUAUUUUCAAAGUGAAUGUUUGUUUCACAUAUUGCGCAGAUUGAAACGUUUCUUUCGAGGACGCGUAAUACAAAAAGAAAGAGAUUAUAAUUACAUUAGUAGAUCUGUUCGAGGUCUUAUUGCAUUGGGCGAAUAUGCAUUUCGAGAAUUUAUACCAUUUCUUUAUAAACUCAAUGUGGAUGAAGUUCCUGAAUCUCUAUGGAAUGAUUUUAAUAUAUCAUCAGUAUUUUUAAGUGGCAACGAUGACAUUUUCCUCUACGAAUGGCUGCAGGAAGUAUGUGGCGGUGAUAAACUGCAACCAUUUUUAACCUACUAUGCCCAGUUCUAUGAGAAAUUCCUUAAAUAUCGUUUUGUGCGUCGCAAGAAAUGUACAUUUAAAAUAAAUCCCAAAUUGGGUGUACGUCGAUUGGAAUGGAAUGCUUUAGCUGCUGCCAUGUGUCAUGGUGAUGAUCCCAAUAAGGCAUUGAAACCCAAGCCAUUGCUGAAUGAUCUGUUUCCCGAAUUGAAACCGAUUAAUCCGAAAUUAAAUCGUGCCGGUAAUAUACGUUUUAAAUUUGCCGGUUGUCGUCCGGUCAUAUUGAAACCAAAAAAUAAAUAUGGACAGCUGGCCGGUGAUGGUGGUGGUGCCGUUUCAACACUAAAUGGCUGUUCGGCAAGUGAUGUGUUAAUUGCAAAGCGUAGAUUAUUUAAGCCAUUAACAAAUGAAAAGUCAAUGACACCACUAUGUAGUUAUUAUUAUGUAAAAAUAUAA
Musca vetustissima is the source of this 2286-nucleotide messenger RNA. RefSeq lists its product as uncharacterized. Gene Ontology annotation, biological process: transcription initiation at RNA polymerase II promoter; RNA polymerase II preinitiation complex assembly. The transcript is spliced from 6 exons. The coding region runs from base 1 to 2286 and encodes 761 amino acids. Gene Ontology annotation, molecular function: RNA polymerase II general transcription initiation factor activity; protein heterodimerization activity; transcription coactivator activity. Lineage: Eukaryota; Metazoa; Arthropoda; Insecta; Diptera; Muscidae. The record is from RefSeq and is a predicted model, not a curated record. Gene Ontology annotation, cellular component: SLIK (SAGA-like) complex; transcription factor TFIID complex; SAGA complex.